Messenger RNA from Paracoccidioides brasiliensis Pb18, 2988 nucleotides. RefSeq lists its product as uncharacterized. Gene Ontology annotation, cellular component: cytosol. Gene Ontology annotation, molecular function: Hsp90 protein binding; telomeric repeat DNA binding. The coding region runs from base 1 to 2988 and encodes 995 amino acids. Gene Ontology annotation, biological process: telomere maintenance via telomerase; protein stabilization. The record is from RefSeq and is a predicted model, not a curated record. The transcript has 6 exons.
AUGGAUGACCUUCUCAGUGUGAAGGCGGUUGAGAACCGCGAGGAGCUUGCGGUUUCCUUGCCUCCAAAGUACGUGAAGACACUGUCGCCGGCCAAAGAUGUAGAGGACUUGUCACAGAAAAGCAAGAUAACUUCUCCGGAAGAAGUGCUGCAAGUUCUCAGAUCGUCUCCAGAGAAGGACCGUGUUGUUCAAGUCUUGAACUUCCUUGAUCCUAUUCGAACAAAUGCAGAUGGUUUCAAUAUUACUACUCCAAGUCCAGUAGCAGCUCAAAUUCUGCACUCUCUGGUCACGAUAACUAUUCCCGACCAUUGGAGUAGCCUAGGGAGUCAGAAUGAUACGGAGACACUCCCGGAAGGGGCCCGCAAAAUUAACCCAAAAGCUGCAUUGCUUAGGUGUUUGAGCAGUGUGGCUGGAAUCGGUGUCCUUGUUGCGCAGCUGCGCUCGUUGCUUGCCAAACAGGAUUACCCCCAAGGCGAUAAGAGCUCUGGUAAUAACCUGGCUGUCAGAGACCUUAUAACGGUCUUGUCAUCCGUUCUAAAACCCCUCGAUUUGGUAUUUGGUAUCUACGUGAACAUUUUGAAAACCAUCCAAUCGCCAACCCAAAAGCAGAUCCUGUGGAAGGAACUCAUUUCCCUGCUCGCUGCGGGCAAGGUGUUGUCAAUUGCUUCUGAAGGCUUUCGAGCCAUCAAAGACCUGAAGACACCUAGUUCGAUACACUGGAUUGGAGAGGGCAGCUCGUAUUCUAUGUGGCUCGGGCGAUGUAUUUGUCAUAUGACCUCCAACAUCCAAAUAACGGAUUCAGACGCAUGUAGUUAUCUGGCUCAGUUUACGACUAGGGCAUUGAGUCUCGGCUAUACAGACCAGCUUGUACAUGAGCUAUAUGAUGGCUUGCUUCUUCAGGGGGAUGCCUUGUCAGAUCGGUUUGGUAUCCUUUUAGAUAAUCUGCGACGCCAUCACCUAAUAUUAGUUUUCAAGUCGGUAUUGCAUGACCUGGAAAAGAGCUAUCUCCGCCCAUUUCUGAGUGAGGCAGAAAGUCCAUUGGGCGAUCCCGAUAAACAAAAGCUCAUCAGCGGGAUCGCAGCCCUUGUAGCGUUGAUGGUCCGUGAUCGUGACUUUCUAAGAGCCCAGUUGAACGAAUGGCUUGCAUCGGGGUUAGAGGUGAAUAUUGGUGGGAUCGACUUUCGCCGUGCGCUCUUGGCGUCAUAUGGAAACCAACAAGAGCCUCUACUGGAGAUAUUGGGAAAGGCUCUGGAGAUAUUCGGCGAUAAGCUUUACAUUAAGCAUACACCAACGAGUGGACAAGAAGCCAAUACGCAGGUCAUCCUUUUGGCAGCCGGAUAUGUCUGUCGGCUCAGCACAGAUCUUCUCCGGCCCAUCACACAAUCAGGGACAUACCUAAACGCAAUCUCCAAUCGUAUCGCAGCCUCUUCACCACGAGCACGCUUCCUCGGGAUGGUCGUUGGCAUGUCCCUAUCGAAGCUCGUCGAUCUCCCAGGAAAGGAAAUGAAAUUCGAUAUUGAAGAGAUGGAAGGCGAAGAAGCAAAGUGGUAUAUGAGCCUACCGAAUGUAGAAGAUGGAAUCGGUUCUAUCGAUGACCUAAAACACAGAGACCCUCAACCGGCUCCUAAAAUGCCAAAACGACAUGUAUCAAAGGUUCUUACGAAUAAGCAGCAGGUACCAAGUCAAGCAACCUCAAAAAAUCUUUCUAUUGAGGAGAUAUCCGAGGAAUCAGGAGACGAUGACUUCCUCCCUUACGAAAAGCCAGAUACGGAUCCUUCGGAUUCUGAAGACGAUCCAACACUGAUCAACCGAUCGAAACCUAGUGCUCCUGUAUAUAUACGAGAUUUAUUAGCUUGCCUGCGCGACACAGACAAUGCUGAGCGUUAUAACCUGGGGAUCUCUACUGCGCCGAUUCUUAUACGGCGCAAAGCGUCCUUUGGUACGGAAGUUGCGGAGAACUCUAAGGCACUCGCUCUGACUAUUACGAGUCUUCAGGACAAAUACAAUUUGCCAAAGUUUCAAGAGUACCAAUUACAAAGCAAAAUUGCAUUGAUGGUAGCUUACCCACUCACAAUGGGCCCGUGGUUCGUGUAUGCCCUUUUCAAUGCCGACCUAUCUCAAAGCCAGCGAUCAACAAUCCUCGUUGCACUUGGCCUCAGUGCCCGCGAACUAGCAGGGUUUGGGAAAGAAGACGCAGAAUCCAUGGGACUCUCUGCCGUUGCGAACUCUUCCUUCCCAUCGAAGCGGCUUCCUUCGAGUCUUGAGGCCAUCUAUAGCAAUGGAACCAACCCCAUUGGUGCUCUAUCAAAAAAACUUUCACAGGCUACCUUGCAACCUUUAGCUCUUCAUGCCGCAGACUCAUUGACAGGUCCGAACGCCUUGAAAGUCAGAACGUUCUCGUCACGCAUUGAAGUGGAGAAGAAGAGGCAGAUGAAAGAGCAGCAAAGACGACAAAAGGGCAUACCUGGAGAUCUACAUAAAAUUCUUUCCAAUGGUUUCUAUUUUCCUCUUACCAAUGCCUUCGGAACAACAAUGUAUUCCACUUCAUCCAGCAGCGUGCACAACCCAUUCCUAAUCCCCCAACUUCUUCAUCUCUUCAUUCAAACUGUUACUCUCAUUCUCUCAACUCUUGGACCAAAUGCUGUGAACCUGGCCACCCUUACCAAUGAAGCUCUCGCUCUACUCAUGGCUCUACACAAUCUACCAGUUGCAACGGAACCAACGGUGCUACCAACAAUCCUAUCCCUGUUUCUCGCCGUGGUAGACUUAAAUAUGUCUGCCGGCAGUAUUGGGGAGGAGAAACUAGUUACCGAAUUUGUGACGGAGGUGAUGGAAAUGCGUGAAUGGGUUGACGGUGUGUUUGAACGUGCCUCGAAAGAAGAUGAGGAGGUAAGGAUCCUGGCUGCCGGCAUCAUGGUCAAACUUGGGGUAGUUACAGAUAGGUAUCAGGGUCGAUUACUGGGGACGAAUCUUGGAUUUGAAUACUGA